AUGGUGGUGGUGGUCGUGGUGGUCGUGAUGGUGGUAGUGGUAGUAGAGGUGGUAGCAGUGGCGGCGGCAGCAGCUGCGACGCGGCGAGUCCGCUCCUCCCCCUCCCCGGCCAGGGGUGUUGGUGAGGGCCGGCGGGUGGGCGCCGCCUGGCGGGCGGGCGGACAGGGGGGCGGCGGCGGGCGGAGCGGCAGGCGGCGGCGCGGCGGCGGAGCGCAGCAUCAUGGCGGACCGAGACAGCGGCAGCGAGCAGGGUGGUGCAGCGCGGGGCUGCAGCACGAGACGCAGGAGCUGGCCUCCAAGCGGGUGGACAUCCAGAACAAGCGCUUCUACCUGGACGUGAAGCAGAACGCCAAGGGCCGUUUCCUGAAGAUUGCUGAGGUGGGCGCGGGCGGCAACAAGAGCCGGCUCACUCUCUCCAUGUCAGUGGCGGUGGAGUUCCGCGACUACCUGGGCGACUUCAUCGAGCACUACGCACAGCUGGGCCCCAGCCAGCCGCCCGACCUGGCCCAGGCUCAGGACGAGCCGCGCCGGGCGCUCAAGAGUGAGUUCCUGGUGCGCGAGAACCGCAAGUACUACAUGGAUCUCAAGGAGAACCAACGCGGCCGCUUCCUGCGCAUCCGCCAGACGGUCAACCGGGGGCCUGGCCUGGGUUCCACGCAGGGCCAGACCAUUGCGCUCCCCGCGCAGGGGCUCAUCGAGUUCCGUGACGCUCUGGCCAAGCUCAUCGACGACUACGGAGUGGAGGAGGAGCCGGCCGAGCUGCCCGAGGGCACCUCCUUGACUGUGGACAACAAGCGCUUCUUCUUCGAUGUGGGCUCCAACAAGUACGGCGUGUUUAUGCGAGUGAGCGAGGUGAAGCCCACCUACCGCAACUCCAUCACCGUGCCCUACAAGGUGUGGGCCAAGUUCGGACACACCUUCUGCAAGUACUCGGAGGAAAUGAAGAAGAUACAAGAGAAGCAGCGGGAGAAGCGUGCUGCAUGUGAGCAGCUUCACCAGCAGCAGCAGCAGCAGCAGGAGGAAACAGCGGCUGCCACCCUACUGCUGCAGGGUGAGGAAGAAGGGGAAGAAGAUUGA
Molecule: messenger RNA, 1077 nt
Organism: Elephantulus edwardii (Cape elephant shrew)
Lineage: Eukaryota; Metazoa; Chordata; Mammalia; Macroscelidea; Macroscelididae
Gene: PURA
Product: purine-rich element binding protein A
Exons: 3
Coding region: 1-1077 (358 amino acids)
Biological process (GO): regulation of transcription by RNA polymerase II
Cellular component (GO): nucleus
Molecular function (GO): purine-rich negative regulatory element binding; DNA-binding transcription factor activity, RNA polymerase II-specific; RNA polymerase II transcription regulatory region sequence-specific DNA binding
Source: RefSeq, a predicted model, not a curated record